Molecule: messenger RNA, 2019 nt
Organism: Lodderomyces beijingensis
Lineage: Eukaryota; Fungi; Ascomycota; Pichiomycetes; Serinales; Debaryomycetaceae
Source: the annotation of a GenBank genome assembly
AUGGCGACCAAUCUUCAACAUUUGGUGGUGAACGAGGCAAACGGGGUCUCGCUUAGAGAAACGCCCAAGGAGUUUUAUGAGAGACAACCGAGUCAAGGGGGCCAUUUGAAGGACUUGGAGCACUACCAGGAACUAUAUCAAAAAUCAAUCGAGGAUCCCCAAGGGUUUUUUGGCCCUUUGGCCAAGGAGUUGUUGUCGUGGGAUAAGGACUUCCACACCGUCAAGUCGGGGACUUUGAAGGACGGCAAUGCAGCGUGGUUUCUCGGGGGUGAGUUGAAUGCAUCUUUUAAUUGUGUAGAUAGACAUGCGUUGAAAAACCCCGACAAGCCAGCGUUGAUUUACGAAGCAGACGAUGAUCACGAUUCGUACAUUGUCACCUAUGGAGAGUUAUUGCAAGAGGUUUCUAAAGUUGCCGCCGUUUUAAACAGCUGGGGCGUGGGCAAAGGUGACACUGUGGCCAUUUAUUUGCCCAUGUGUGCUCAGGCCAUCAUCGCCGUGUUGGCGGUGAUAAGAUUGGGUGCCGCCCACUCGGUCAUUUUCGCCGGCUUCUCGUCUGGUUCGAUCAAGGAUCGAGUCGUGGACGCUAAUUGCAAAGUAUUGAUCACUUGUGACGAAGGGAAACGCGGUGGCAAAACCAUCAAUAUCAAGAAAUUAUGCGACGACGCAUUAAUACAUUGUCCAAGCGUCACGAACGUCUUAGUUUACAAGCGUACCAACAAUGAAAACAUUGCCUUGAAAGAAGGCAGGGACUAUUAUUGGGAUGUCGAGACUGCAAAAUACCCCGGCUAUUUCCCACCAGUGCCCGUCAACUCGGAAGACCCACUCUUUUUGCUAUACACCUCGGGUUCAACAGGUACACCAAAAGGUGUGGUCCACUCCACCGCGGGGUUCUUAUUGGGCGCGGCCUUGACUACAAAAUACAUUUUUGACGUACAUCCAGACGAUAUUGUUUUCACCGCGGGAGACGUUGGCUGGAUCACGGGACAUACCUAUGCUGUUUACGGUCCGUUAUUGUUGGGAGUCCCCACAAUCAUCUUUGAAGGCACCCCUGCCUACCCAGAUUAUGGCAGAUUCUGGCACAUUGUCGAAAAACACAAGGCAACUCAUUUCUACGUUGCUCCUACUGCUCUUAGAUUAUUGCGCAAGGCCGGUGAACAAGAAAUUCAAAAAUACAACUUGUCGUCCUUGCGGUUAUUGGGUUCAGUUGGAGAACCAAUAUCUCCAGAUAUUUGGGAAUGGUAUAAUGAACACAUUGGAAACAACAAAUGCCAUAUAUCUGACACUUAUUGGCAAACGGAAUCAGGAUCACAUCUCAUUGCACCAAUCGCUGGAAUAACUCCAAACAAACCCGGAUCCGCCUCGUAUCCAUUCUUCGGCAUCAAGGCCGGCAUCAUUGACCCCGUGUCAGGGGUCGAAAUCGAAGGCUGUGACGUUGCCGGCGUCUUGGUAGUCAAGGACCAUUGGCCAUCGAUGGCGAGAACCGUCUUCCACAACCACGCUAAAUACAUGGACACUUAUAUGAACCCUUACCCCGGCUACUACUUCACUGGUGAUGGCGCAGGAAGAGACCACGAUGGAUAUUAUUGGAUCAGAGGCAGAGUCGACGACGUGGUCAAUGUCUCGGGCCAUCGAUUAUCCACCGCUGAGAUUGAGGCUGCAUUGAUCGAAGACGCGAGAGUCGCGGAAGCGGCCGUGGUGGGCAUCAACGAUGACUUGACGGGCCAAGCAGUCAUUGCCUACGUGGCAUUGAAGGAACCACCGCAGCAAGGCGAAGAAAUAAACGUGAGAAGAGAACUCGUUUUGCAAGUGAGAAAAUCAAUUGGUCCAUUUGCUGCUCCCAAAUCGGUGAUUCUUAUUCCCGAUUUACCCAAGACCAGAUCGGGAAAAAUUAUGAGACGAAUCUUGAGAAAAGUCAGCUCUAAUGAAGCUGAUCAAUUGGGCGAUACUUCGACUUUGACCAAUCCGCAAUCGGUUGAAGUUGUCAUCAAUGCAUUCAAAUCUCAAUUUGGUUCAAAAUAG